AACAGCAGCAACAUGUUCAACAACAGCAACAUGCUCAGCAACAACCACAGUACCAACAAUACUUUUGAAAUGACUGAUAUCGACGAUGCCGACACCAAUUUCCAAGAACUUAAAGAGUCUUUGGUGAAUAUACGGAGUCGGAGAAGUGAAAUCCAGACUUUGAAUUAUCGGAACUCGCCGUUGUUGAAUUUGCCUACCGAAGUGUUAUUACAAAUCUUUCAUCAUUUAGACAGAAGGGACUUGUUUUCCCUAUUGACGGUAUGCAGAGAGUUCAGCGAAUUGAUCAUUGAAAUCCUAUGGUUUAGACCAAACAUGCAAAGCGAUAUGUCUUUCAAACACAUCAGGCAAAUCAUGAGCUUGCCACCCCAUACCACCCACUGGAAUUAUCGCUUAUAUAUUAAGAGGCUUAAUUUGUCGUUUAUGACCAAGCUCGUCAACGAUGAUUUACUCUCGUUGUUUAUAGGCUGUCCCAAGCUUGAACGGUUGACUUUGGUUAAUUGUAACAAAUUAUCCAGAACCCCAAUCAGUAAUGUAUUGGAUAGGUGUGAACGGCUCCAGUCGAUUGAUUUGACGGGUGUCACCGAUAUACAAGAUGACAUAUUCUUGACAUUGGCCAGGAACUGCCCUAGACUACAAGGGUUGUACGCUCCUGGGUGUGGUAAUGUCAGUGAAGAUGCAGUGAUCACCUUAUUAAGGGCUUGCCCCAUGCUUAAGAGAAUCAAGUUCAACAACAGUGAAAAUAUCACCGAUCACUCCAUUUUGGCCAUGUAUGAGAACUGCAAGUCUUUGGUAGAAGUCGACUUGCACAACUGCCCGGAGGUUACAGACUUAUACUUACGAAAGAUCUUUUUGGAGUUGUCUCAAUUGAGGGAGUUCAGGAUUAGUAACGCUCCAGGGAUCACCGACAACUUAUUGGGGCUUUUACCCAACUCUUUCUACUUGGAAAAGUUAAGAAUCAUCGAUAUGACUGGCUGUAAUGCCAUCACGGAUAAGUUUGUUGAGAAACUAGUGAUAUGCGCCCAAAGGUUGAGAAACGUUGUCUUGUCCAAGUGCUUGCAGAUCACCGAUGCGUCGUUGAGGGCAUUGUCAAAGUUGGGUAGAAGUUUACACUACCUUCAUUUGGGCCACUGUUUACUAAUCACUGAUUUUGGAGUCACUUCUUUGGUCAGAUAUUGUCAUCGAAUUCAGUAUAUCGAUCUUGCCUGUUGCUCUCAAUUGACCGAUUGGUCAUUGGCAGAAUUGGCCACUUUACCAAAAUUGAGAAGAAUAGGUUUGGUCAAAUGCCAUUUAAUAACUGACAACGGAAUAGUUGAGUUGGUCAGGCGGAGAGGCGAGCAGGACUGUUUGGAAAGAGUUCAUUUAUCUUACUGUACUCGUCUAUCAAUUGGGCCUAUUUAUUUGCUCUUGAAGACCUGUCCGAGGUUGACACAUUUAUCGUUGACGGGAAUUCAAGCAUUCUUGAGAAGAGAGAUCACCCAGUACUGUCGUGAGCCUCCUCCAGAUUUCAACGAAUACCAAAAGUCUUUGUUCUGUGUGUUCUCGGGAGAUGGAGUUAACCAGUUAAGAAAUCACUUACAACAAAUCAUGGAGGACAGAGCAUAUGCUUUAGACCAAGGCGAAGGACAACCGCAAUUGGAUAAUCCUCCACCCAUGGGCAAUUUUGGUGCUACCGGUACCAAUGACGAAGAAGGAAUAAGCUUAUGGGCUAGACAAAGAGGAUUGGGGAUCUUGAGAGACAACAAUGAAAUGACUCCAAAUGAAAUCCAGGACAUUAAUAGAGAAAUCUUCACAGAACUUACACAAGGGGAUGGGGCCAACAAUCAACAAAUGACACCCGGCGAACGUGCACAUCAGCAGUUGAGAGAAAAUUUCACUAGGUUCAUAAGAAGCCAAGAACAUCAGCGGUUCAGUCAACGAGCAAUGGCGUAUGGUCAAAGAAGAGGAGGAGUGCAGAUCAUGAAUGGAAUUGGAUCCAAUGCUCCUCAGAUUUCCCAACCGGCAGUGUUUCCUAAUGAAGGUCAACCUGAUAUUCCAAUUAUGAACGACGAUGAAGAUGGCGAUGUUGAGAUGUCCGCCACUGAUUUGUUUGGCGGCACUAAUAAUAAUGGGGCAUAAUAAUGACCCCCGAUAAUGCAUAAUUAUGUACUCGAUGUAUUUAAUUCAAAACACGAUUCCGUAUACUUCUCAAUAACAAUACCGGCUGCUAAUCUGUUUCAAUCUGAUUUUCACAGGAAUCUUGUUAUACUCUAUCAACUUCUUUGUUAAGUAUGUCAUAGUUUCAGGAAUUCUGGUGGUUGUUUCUCUGGAAAGGGUACUUACAUACUCCUUCAAGUAAAUCUCUUUUGACGAACUUCCGCUCAGUGAAUAUGUGAAGGAAACUGUGAGUGAACAAGGGGUCCUAGUGAUGAAAAUGGAAAAUGAAGUACUGGAUUUUGAUUCAUUGUUAGUGCUUGCGUCACAUGACUCACUUGUACCCGAGGAUUCGUUUGUGCCUUGAUAUCCCAGGGUC
This is a messenger RNA of Yamadazyma tenuis ATCC 10573, 2509 nucleotides long. The record is from RefSeq and is a predicted model, not a curated record. NCBI's taxonomy places the organism in Eukaryota, Fungi, Ascomycota, Pichiomycetes, Serinales, Debaryomycetaceae.